CUCAACCCUUCUUCCUAUCUUCUCCUACCCUUUCCCAACCCUUUUACUUCGUAUUCCAACACGCGACAGUCUUGGUUCAUGAGAAACAUUCUCGUGGCCGUGAAAAUCAAAGUGUCACGACAUUCGUUAGUCGAAGAAUCGAGUUAAGAUGUCUUGUAUCGUAUCGUAUCGUAUCGUAUCGUAUCGUUGCGUGGACCGUUCGCGGGUCGUGUUAAAUUUAUCGUGAGUUGUAGUUGGUGGAAGAAGUGAAGGAUAGAAAGUGGAUGAAUGGAGGGUGGGUUCGUCACAGUCCUUCCGUCCUGUCUUCGUUGCUCGCCUUGCUCCCUCGAAGAGCCCCCAAGCAUCGCGCAACCCCCGUAUUUCUCGGUGCUAAACGCAACUACACGAGGGACCUUUCUGCCGUCUUUGUUUUCCCUUUCUUCCCAGUGUCGUUUUGCAGUCUCGCGCGGGGAGGUCGUUGAACGACGGAAGCAGGAAAGACUCGACGAGGAAACGGCCGGAAAAAAAGACAAUCGAACGAGAGGCGUGGAAGGAAGCCGAAAGGCAACCUCGUUAUCGGUGUACCGGCCGACCGCAACGUGGAAACGAUCCAGCCGACCCGCGCAGUAAUUACAGACCAGGGAACGAGUUUCUUUUUAUUUCGUUUCUUCAUUUCGGGACCUGGAAACCGCGCUUGGCAAUCGUGUGGUGUUUUGGAUAAGCGUUCGCUGUCGCUCUGAUCUACGGGACUCUUAAGUAAAGAACUCGAACCUCUAUGGACGACUUUGAAAUAAGCAACAGAGUGAUAUUACAUGCAAGUGUUAUUAUGGAAAGUUGCAACGCGAGCAGGUGACAUUAUGAAAACAUUAGAACGUCGAAGAUGGUAAUGUGCAGUUAAAGAGCCGUCAGUUUCCACAAAAAUGAAUCCUUUUAACAAUAUCAAAGACAGGAAUUACUCUCAGUGCGAAUUCAAUGGUGUGGAUCCUAUAAAUCGAGACACGCGGAAACAGACGAAGCUUCGAUUAAAUAUGACCUCGUGACUAAUCAUCGUCUAUUAUGACCAAGUAAAUUCGAAUUUCGCUGAGAGGAGAGGCCGUUGGAAAGCGAAAGAAAUUCUGUGUGUUCGUCGGAGGGAAUUUUUCGAGGCCAAAGGGAUUUCUCCACUGUUCUACGAAACGCGUGACAAACGGUGAAACAGAGGAGAGGAAAAGAGAAGCAACGGGUGUUGUCAUCGGGUAGUCGCGAUCAGCAGGAGUAUAGCAUCAGGAUCGUGGAAGAGGGUGCAGCAGGAGAGAGAGAUUUUUCCCCACCGCUUGGAAAAACCAACCCCCACCAGUCGCUUAGUACGGCCAGGCGGUGGUGGCGGCGGCGUGGAAGAGAGGCACGGAGGGGUAGGUUAGCCAGGGUGGUCUCGGUGGUGGCUGGGGGCGGCAGCCUCAAAAAUACACCGCAACCACACCGCGCGGCUCCACCGCAGAAGCCGCCAUCUUCCACCGCCGAACCGAAACGAGACCGCGCGAGUUAAACACCCUAUCCUACUUCCCCGUGGAAGUUGCCGCUGCCACCCGCCGAAGUACCAGCCACGAAGAACUAUCAUUCGCCUUCUGGUCCCGUGCUUCAUCGCUGACAGCCAACGAAACCGGUGGAAUUUACAAUUUUCCAUCGUCGCGCCAACUGCAACCUCCCUCGUCCAAGAAGCGUUACCGAAGAAACAAUUGAUUAAUCGUCAGCCACGAAGAGGUGUCUCUCGAGAUCUGGUCCUGUGCCUCAUCGCUGAUAGGCAACAGAACCGAAGAAAUUUAUAGUUCUCCCCUGUCACGUCAUUAUGUCUUGAAAAAUGUUAAGAAAGUGUCAUGCUGUUGAGAAAAGGAUCGAAUUAUUAUCGAGACAGCGGAAAUGAUCGUCGGCGAAUACACGGAACAUAUCUAGCGAGACUAAAGAUCUUGAACUGAUUUUAAAUUCGUGACUAUUAUUGUUCGAGGAAACGUGUUGUGUAGUGACUGAUUUGAUGAUCCCUAUGUAUAACAAUGGAUGCCUGAAUCUUUCGUAAAGUCUUCGAAAAGUGGACCCCCGAAUCUUUUGUCGUUUGAAAUAAAAUCUGGUGUAUGGCAGUUAGAAUUCUCCGGAAGAAUAAUGUGCGAACGUGAGGUUUGUGCCGCGAUUCGGCUCGGAGGAUCCCGGGUGCAGAGUUAACACCUGUUAGAUGGUCGGGCAGAAGUGCUGAUGUGACAUGAACGUGGAGUAAUUUCGAUCGACCGCGGAACACUGGAAGCCAGAUUUCAAAGUGAGUGUAUUAUCGUGAAUCGUUGUUAUUCAUUUAUGAACGCGAGUAGCAGAAGAUAGUCAAGGUUGGUUUGACUUCCGUCGAAUCACGUAGUGGGGUGCAUUUCGAUCAAAGAAACGAGGAAACGAGGGGCGACGUCGAUUUCAAUAAAACGAAUUUUCUCCGCGAGUUGGCAAUCGAGACGAGAGGAAGAAUUUGCAAACGGAUGCUCUUGCCUCGGCCCUGUCGCGGGAUAAUGAAAUAAGGAUCAAAGGGUCCUGGGCCACGCGGGGCCGGCCAAGUUGUGCGCGUGCCAUCGAAGGAACCGGAAAUUUAUCUUUAAUCAGCUGCUACCGAAAUAAUGACCGUCAUCGAUCUACUCUAUUAGUCCAAUCUUAAUAAAGAACUUAAUUAUCACUGGAUACAUUGCGCGCACACUUUGAUUAUAAAAGACAAAAAUAGAAAAGAUAAAAGGCUUGGUUUCGUGUCAAAAUAAAGAAGAAAAUAAAGAAAUCCUGUUUUAUUAGUUCAAUUUUACCACAGAACUAAAUUAUCAUUGGAUAUCGUUAGUCGUUGGAUACAUUUUUGACAAUAACAAAUAAAAAUAAAGAAGAUAAACUGUUCAAUUUUUGAUAGAGCGUGCGAUGGAUCGGAGUUAAUAAAGGAAAGGCUGGCCGAUCGAGUAGAAAAAAAUUGAGUCGAAUUCAUCGAGGUUUGUCGGCGAGGAGGAUCUUUCCGGAAAAGAGUCCAAUGAGCCUGUUCUCAUGACGAAUCCUUUACGAGAUGCACGCCCCGAGGAUCGGCCUCUAGGCUUAGAUUAUCCGGAUCCGAGAUUGAUUCGAAACGGUCAUCAGGACCAUCAAGGGAACUCGACGCAUCAGAUCGGUGGCGGGAGAAUUAGAAGAACCAGGACCUCGUCAUCGAGGAGAAGAAUGCACCUGGCCAACGAGGUCCCUCCACAAGGAUCCACUGGUGGAAAUAAUAUACCGGAUUAUGCACUCACCGCGGACCUGCUCGCCGAGAGGACUUUGGAUGGCCUGUUUGCUGAACAUCCUGGAGAACUUGUGCGAACAGGCUCGCCACACGUGGUCUGUACGGUGCUACCGCAACAUUGGCGGUCAAACAAGACACUUCCGGUAGCGUUCAAGGUAGUAGCUCUGGGCGAGGUCGGUGAUGGGACUCUGGUGACAGUGCGUGCCGGAAAUGAUGAAAAUUGCUGCGCGGAAUUGCGAAAUUCCACGGCGGUUAUGAAGAACCAGGUGGCGAAAUUCAACGAUCUUAGGUUCGUCGGUAGAAGCGGAAGAGGGAAGAGCUUCACCUUGACGAUUAUGCUACAAACAUCGCCACCUCAAAUAGCCACUCUGUCGAAGGCGAUCAAGGUCACCGUCGAUGGACCAAGAGAACCCAGGUCAAAGACAAGACACCAGGCCUUUCAUCCCUUCCACUUCGGGCCCAGGCCGUUCCCUUUCGGCCACCCUCAGGAUCCUCUGGGAUUCAAGUUGUCCGGCUUGCAACACCUGGGUCUGGAGCAAGGAGCCAGCCAAGGGUGGGGUGGAUUACCUCGGGGCUCUCUUCCGCCGCACUGUCUUCCGCCGCCUCCCGGUCACCAUUCGCAUACACAUCCUCCGGCAGCUGGUGCGUCGGCCUUCAAUCCCUUCCACCACAGCAUCGAGCAAAGAUCUCCUAGACUUCCUGGACCUAACUCUGAACCGUCCAGGAAUGAUUUGGGUCCAAUCAGCGUGUCCGUCAGGGAGGUGACCCCGACCACGUCACCUGGUAAUCCUGGACCUGGAUUACUCACGACGGCUACUGUUGCGGCACCAACGCCUCCGGCGGAACCUACCACCACCACUACUACGCCAAGCCCCUCUGGACAUCAUUCGCAUUUUCAAGGUCUUCAUCUUCUGGGAGCCACAGGGUCUAUCUUCGGAUCGAUAUUCGCCCCGUUGCUGCCACAAUCCUCCUGGCUCUACAAUCCACUCUACCACACGCAGCAGUACGUCUUAGAGCCGGAAUGGCAUGCUCUAGCGUUAAGAAUGGCCCAGCAACGGCUCCAGAGACCUGACCAGGCGCGAGUGGAAGAAAUGAGGAAACUUCGUGGCAGCAGUAGCAGUCCAGAAUCCGCGUUGAAGGAAGAAAAACGUCGAGACGACGAUCAAGAUGUUCUUCGUAGGUCAGGUCUGGACAGUCCUGACGGAAGCAUAGAAGUGGACGAUAGGAACGAGAAUGAUGCAAACAGAGAUCGCGUGAGGAGCGACGAGUCUCUUCCAGAACAGGAUUCUCCAAGGAUCUCUCCCGUUAGAAGCGACCUGGAAGACACUACUGACGUCACAUUUCAAGAUGCCUCUGUCCACCUAAGACCUAGUAUAGAAAAUUCGAACGAUCAAGAGAUCACGAACGAUGAGAUUCCUCGCAGAGAUCUGAAGAUUCGUCUGGAAGGCACUGUGGAUCUCAGUACAAAGAAAGGACAGGAUAAAGAGAACGUAGGACAAGAUCUUACCACCAGGAAGAAAGAAGACGAUACAGACGUGGAGAGGGAAGGCGUGCGAAGCAGAAGAGAGAGAAGCCCUAAGCCUAGACAAGUCUGGAGACCGUAUUAAACGAGGAUAUUCUUCAUUCGAUAGAUAAAUAUCGAAAUUUUACGUGAUGGUCUUGUUGUAAAUUUCAACCAGAUCUGCCUCGAUUAAUUUAGGGUCUGUUUUAAUAUUAGACAGUCGUACGGCCAGGUGAUUAUAAGAGAGAUUUGUACCGAUGUAGAUGAGCCUGAAUAAGGUUCGUGGAAAGCUCAGAGCCUGGUCCUGGAACCAGGAUUUAUCAUGGACUCGAGGACUAACCAGGGUUUACGUUCGUAUAGUAUGUAAAUAUAUAAGCGGCGUCCAAUUAUUAUUUAGGUUACUAUUUCGCGUACGUGUGAAACGCUACCCAUUGUCAUUUCGAGCGAGAUUAAUCGAUUUUUUCGAACGAUCUUUAUCACACCAGAUCUGAUUUUCGUUUCAAUGGACACAAGGUCGAUAGAAUCUCGCGAAACUUCAACUCCGACGAGUUAGGUUAUUAUCAAGGUCUGUGUGUGAUAGGUAUCGUUCGAUUCUUUCUCGUCGCGGUAACUGUGAACCCGUGACGUUGUAAAUAUCACUGACUUGAAGAGUCCAGGCCAGAGUCACGUGCCUCUAGGCUACGCCCCAUCUCCUUUUUGUUUCUUCGCCUCUUUUUACGAGAGACAUUAAUCGACCGUCAGAAAGUGUACGUAACGAAGAUCAAGUAUGAGUCGAUGUGACUGGCCUCGACGAUGAGUUUCUUUCACUGUUUAAGUACAUCAUCAAAUAAAGUAAUAUCAUCCGUUCCAUGAAUGACCAUCUUCUUACGCAGCAUUCUCUUCGACACCAGCCUGGUCUGGUCUUCAAAUAGUAAGUACUGCUUUUAUCUGUUAAGCCCUGAUAUUUUACGUAAUAACUCGUUGAUUUUACAAGAUACAUAUUUUAGA
Molecule: messenger RNA, 5723 nt
Organism: Bombus pyrosoma
Lineage: Eukaryota; Metazoa; Arthropoda; Insecta; Hymenoptera; Apidae
Exons: 8
Coding region: 3007-4842 (611 amino acids)
Biological process (GO): regulation of DNA-templated transcription
Cellular component (GO): nucleus
Molecular function (GO): ATP binding; RNA polymerase II cis-regulatory region sequence-specific DNA binding; DNA-binding transcription factor activity, RNA polymerase II-specific
Source: RefSeq, a predicted model, not a curated record